This is a messenger RNA of Funneliformis caledonium, 282 nucleotides long. The record is from the annotation of a GenBank genome assembly. Lineage: Eukaryota; Fungi; Glomeromycota; Glomeromycetes; Glomerales; Glomeraceae.
UUUUGGACAAUUGUCCAAAAUAUCAAAUUGUCCAAUUUCCCAUCACUGAUAUAUGAAGAUUUCAUAGUUGUAAAAUAUUCUAAGCCAAUGCUGAUAUUUUCGAACCCUCUUCUUAAGAAAUAUAAAUGCGUAAUUAAUUGGGAUAAAGAUGAAUUAAAGAUUUCUCAUAAUGGCAAAGAUUUAAUUAUUCCAGUCACCAUGCAUAAAGUCAAGAAUAAGCUCAAGAACUUGCAAGACUUAAUUGAGAAUAGUAAUAUAUUAAAAAAAACACAUGAAUUAUGA